AUGGAGGUCGGCGAGGGGUGGCGGGGGUCGGGCCGGGAGAAGCGCAACGGGGCCUAUCCGCAGGCGGGGAACGACGAAGCCGUGUCUCCUUACCAGCGAUUGAGUGAACGGAUGCAGGACAUCACUGGCGAUGGAGGAGUGUUGAAGGAGGUUAUCCAUGCUGGGCUUGGCGAAGUAGUGCCCCCCGAUGCUUCAGUACUAGUGAAAUUUUCGGGGUAUUUGGAGCACAUGGACCAACCCUUUGACACAAACUGCUUCAAAAGAAAUCUAAGACUCAUGAAAGUUGGCGAAGAUAUCACAUUGCGAGGUAUGGCGGUUGGGCUUCUGACAAUGAAGAGAGGGGAGAUGGCGCGGUUCCUUUUCAAGCCAGAUUAUGCCUUCGGAAUGGCUGGCUGCCCGCCCUUGAUCCCUCCCAAAGCCACAGUCUUGUUUGAGAUUGAACUUUUGGAUUUCUUAGACACCGCAAAAUCUGACGAAUUCUUUGAGCUGGCUCCGGAGCAACAGAAGAGGUUCCCUCUGGAGAAAGUGCUGAAGGUGGCAGAAACAGAGCGGGAGUUUGGCAAUUACCUCUUCCGACAGAAGCACUUCAUGGAUGCCAGAGAAAGAUACAAGCGUGCUUCCUCGGUCUUGCAUCGUGUGGCUGCCAAGGAGGACGAACAAGUCAAAGUAGAUUCUGCCAAGCUGCUAGUCCUUUUGAACUUGUCCAUUACUUAUCUGAAGCUGCAGCAUCCCGCUCGGGCACUUUCCUAUGGAGAAAGGGCUUUGGAGCUAGAUCAGAAAAAUGCCAAAGCCCUCUUCAGGUGUGGACAGGCGUGCCUUUCUCUGGCAGAGUACGAGAGAGCUCGGGAUUUUCUCAUCCGGGCGCAGAAAGAGCAGCCCUUUAACCAUGACAUCAACAACGAACUGAAGAAGUUGGCCAGCUGUUACAGAGAAUUCAAGGACAAGGAGAAGGAGAUGUGCACCAGGAUGUUCAGCUCUCUUUCAGCAGGAGAAGAAUUAAAGGUGGGAGCCCAGAGAACAGGGAUUCAGAAGAGGAUCUUAACUGGUGGGCUGGACAAAUUGGAUGUCCUUGAGCAUGGGAAGAGUGACCUCCAGUCAACCGCCUGGGAAGAGCAGGAACUGCAAGAAUAUGGUGCUUCCUACUAUCCUAAAGAAUCUACUGAAAUGAUUCAGAGGUGCCCAGAAAGUGUCGUUUCCAUUGCCGGACAUGGUCAGUCAGCCAGCUGUUCCAAGAUACGGACCAUGAUGAAGCUGGCGGGCAGGAAGAUCUGA
Molecule: messenger RNA, 1272 nt
Organism: Euleptes europaea (tarantolino)
Lineage: Eukaryota; Metazoa; Chordata; Lepidosauria; Squamata; Sphaerodactylidae
Gene: FKBP6
Product: FKBP prolyl isomerase family member 6 (inactive)
Exons: 10
Coding region: 1-1272 (423 amino acids)
Molecular function (GO): peptidyl-prolyl cis-trans isomerase activity; protein binding
Source: RefSeq, a predicted model, not a curated record